AGCUCUCCAUCCAACAACACCUGGCAGCACAUCAACAGAGGUAUUCUGGCAGAGAAUGUUGCGACAGAUCACAAGGAAUCUAUCCCGCCCGACGGGCUACAUCAGGACCUUCAGCUCAGCUCGCUCUAUUGAAGAUCCUUCUGUCAACUAUCGUCCUGGAAAGGAGGGUUUCGCUCCAGGCAUGCCUCAUCCUCCUGGCACCACUUCCUCACCGCACCCUCCUCCAGAACCCCGAACAACUGACUCACUCCCAGAAAUGUCUAAGAAGCACCAGAUCAAAGCUAAUGGCACACCAGAACAGAAAUAUAAGCUUGAAAUGACAAAGCUUCGCCACACAUAUCAGCGGGAAUAUUUGGAGGAACAGAGUGUCGAGAGAGUAGAGACUCAAAGACAACGUAAGGGAUCAUUGCGUCGUCUUCAGGAACGCCAGGCAAAGGAUCGAUUGGAGAAUGAGCGCCGUAUUGCGUUUGAGCGUUUAAUGCAACCUAAUGGAGAGAUCGCUGCCUCAGGGCCAGACCGCCAAGCACAGGUGGCCGAGUUUGUGAAGGCGCGCAAGAUCAAACGUCAGGCUAAUUAUCAGCAAGCAGAGGCGCGUGCGUCAGAAAAGAGAUUGGACGCCAUGAUUCAGCUAUACCAUUCAGCGGAUAACUUUGUGACGAUAGAAAAUUUGGAUGCCAAAGUGAACGAGUUUUAUGAGACUGGACUGACGCUGCAGAGCAAGGUAUAUCUGUCGGAUGUUCAGGACAUGGUCGCAGAUGUGAUGGAGAACGGUGGCCAGGUAUCAUAUGCCAACUUGUUGAAACGCGAACAGGAGCUUAAGGAUGCACUUGAUGGUACUGUCUCAGGAGGCAAGAUUGGGUAUGAGAGUGUCAAGGCCAAAGUCGACUCGACCUCCGUAUAAAGAUGAGCUUUGUGAUGAUGUGAGGUUGUGUCCUUUUAGUUGUAUAUGUAGUUACUGCUUGAUGUGUCAAAAGACACUAUUUUAGAAGUAAUGUCAUUCUCUUUUUUAUAUUGUUAUUUUGGCUGCUCUUCCACGGAGGUGAUAUCGUUUCCUACUAAAUGAACAUGCAGAUAA
Messenger RNA from Lobosporangium transversale, 1075 nucleotides. RefSeq lists its product as hypothetical. The record is from RefSeq and is a predicted model, not a curated record. The coding region runs from base 56 to 901 and encodes 281 amino acids. The transcript has a single exon. Lineage: Eukaryota; Fungi; Mortierellomycota; Mortierellomycetes; Mortierellales; Mortierellaceae.